Messenger RNA from Symbiodinium sp. CCMP2456, 415 nucleotides. Lineage: Eukaryota; Dinophyceae; Suessiales; Symbiodiniaceae. The record is from the annotation of a GenBank genome assembly.
AUGAAGACGGUUCGCGGUGUGGCGGCUGCUACCGCGGCAUCCCCUUCUGCACGUUGGGCUAUCCUGAGAGGUCUGGUCGCUGUGACGGCGCUUCUCUGGGCAGCUCAGAGGUCGGGCACACUGUGGGUGCUGGGAUUGCUACUGUGUGUGCUGGUUGAGGAAGCCUACCUCCUCCAUGACUGGUCCGUGGAUCUUGUGUCCUGGUGUUCUCCGGGAGCUUUGUGGCGCUACGAACUCAACAAACGUAAACUUUGCGCUCUCACCAUCGACGAUGUGCCGCUGCUGGACAAGCCGUCUUCACUGGAGGAGAUACUAGAUGUGCUGAAGGAGAACAAGGUCAAAGCUACUUUGUUCGUCAUGUCGGGAUUCGACCUCCCGCCAGAGAAAGGGGGUCCUCCAAAAGAGUUGCGGAAGC